GCGAACCCCGCCGUGGCAGUCUUCGACCUGUCGCUGCGGCCCGACAGCAGAACUGAAUCGGUUCGCGUUGACGGCAUCCUGCCCACCCUGACCGCCACAGACGAACACCUCUGGCUGAUGGGUGUGUGCGACAACAUGCCCAAGUACAAUAGAUUCCUGAGGCCCGAAGAGAGGUGCGCCCUGAUGGGCCUCGACCCGUCCGUCCUAGAGCGAGUCGACCCCGACUGCAGGUUGGCAGCCGUGGGUGAUGCUAUGGCCCUUCCCACGGUGGGGCUUGUGAUGGCGUCCCUGUGGUCGGGCACGAAGGAAGACUUAGAGGGCACGCAGCCUGAGCAGGCUAUGGUGUGCAUUGAUUGA
Molecule: messenger RNA, 357 nt
Organism: Prorocentrum cordatum
Lineage: Eukaryota; Dinophyceae; Prorocentrales; Prorocentraceae
Source: the annotation of a GenBank genome assembly